This is a messenger RNA of Xyrauchen texanus (razorback sucker), 2910 nucleotides long. Its product is annotated as dual specificity calcium/calmodulin-dependent 3',5'-cyclic nucleotide phosphodiesterase 1A-like. NCBI's taxonomy places the organism in Eukaryota, Metazoa, Chordata, Actinopteri, Cypriniformes, Catostomidae. The record is from RefSeq and is a predicted model, not a curated record. Gene Ontology annotation, molecular function: 3',5'-cyclic-nucleotide phosphodiesterase activity. Bases 874 to 2733 code for a protein of 619 amino acids. Gene Ontology annotation, biological process: signal transduction. The transcript has 15 exons.
CGCCAACCUGGGACAAGAAGCAAGGAGCUAUUUAGUCACCCAAUACGCAUCACUAAAGGGAUGCCGAGGAGAAAGACUUAACUUUGCAAUGGCAUCAACCAUUGCUUUCUCUAAACAAGGACGUUUUCUUAAAGCGGACAUGUGCUGUUGGAUGGCAGGUAAUUCUUGGCCCCUGCUGGGCAGUGUAAUGAUGCUGGCAAGAAUGUGAUUGUGUCUGCUCUCUCUCCCUUUCGGAGAGCUGCUUUUCUGCAUCUGGAGCGAAGAGGAGGGGGGGAGCAGCUGGGAAACCAACGAUCUGCCUGCGUUGUUCCAUCUGCAGCCUGCGGAUUCCAUCCAAAGGGUGAAACUUGUGAUGCACACAGGUACCCGUUGCUUUCAAGUGGCGGUCGUGAAGGUGUGUGUAUGUGUAUUCAAAGAGGUUUAAAUACCUACCUCCUGCGCGAGAUUCAAAAUGUGAAGAGGAGACGGUACUGCCUACAUCACAGAUUGAUUGAAAGGCUGAGAAUAGAGAGAGAAUAAGAGGGUGAAUGGAUGAGUAUGUACACAAUUUAAGCAGUGAGGGAGAGAAUGAGGUAGUUGGAAUAUGUUCAGAUUCCUUUCAGAACGAGAGUGAGAGAGAAAGAGAGAGAGAGAGAUUUGUGUGACGUGUGUGACCGCGUUCUCUCAGUUCGAAGCAGAGAGACAGGUCUGUGUGCUGACACUCACUCUAGCGGGCUGAUGCACUCUGGAGGUGAGCGCAGGACCCUCUGGGAGACGUGUACAGCUCGAGCUGCCAGAGAUGAUUUGAAAACCUGGAGAUUUGCACUACACAUGCUGAACUGCAUACCUGCAUAUUCCUCUGCGUCUUAGAGCACUCCACACACACGUGCAGACAUGCAAACCAUGGAUUCUCUGGUCAACGAUACGGAUGGAUUGGAGAACUCCUUGAAGAACUCAAAGUGUGAGCAGACGGAGAAGAUGUGGAUAAGGUUUAAAGGAAUGCAGAAGUACAAAAGCACAUCUCAAAGAUUGAGAUGUCUCGUGAAGCAACUGGAUAAGGGGGAGGUGAACAUCGUCGAUCUAAGGAAAAACAUUGAAUAUGCAGCUUCGGUUCUGGAGGCAGUGUACAUCGAUGAAACUCGGCGACUGCUGGACACGGAAGACGAGCUCAGUGAUAUCCAGGCAGACUCUGUGCCCAUGGAGGUGCGGGAUUGGCUGGCCUCGACCUUCACCAGGAAGAUGGGUGUGGUGUGCAGACGGCCCGAGGAGAAGCCACGGUUCCGCAGCAUCGUUCACGCCGUUCAAGCCGGGAUCUUUGUGGAGCGAAUGUACAGAAGAACGUCUAAUAUGGCAGGGUUGACAUACCCACCAUCUGUAAUUGCAGCAUUAAAGGAUGUUGAUAAAUGGUCAUUUGAUGUCUUCACGCUUCAAGAGGCGAGUAAUGAACAUGCACUGAAGUUCCUGGUGUACGAACUGCUCACCAGAUAUGACCUGAUCAGUCGCUUCAGGAUACCAGUAUCCUCCUUGGUGUCCUUUGUGGAAGCUCUGGAAAUGGGCUACAGCAAGUACAGGAACCCUUACCACAAUCUGAUCCACGCUGCCGAUGUCACACAGACCGCACACUAUCUGAUGCUACACACUGGGGUUAUGCACUGGCUCACCGAACUGGAAAUAUUGGCAAUGGUGUUUGCUGCUGCUAUCCAUGACUUUGAACACACAGGAACCACCAAUAACUUCCACAUACAGACCAGAUCAGAAGUGGCCAUCCUGUACAAUGAUCGCUCUGUCCUGGAAAACCACCAUGUGAGUGCAGCCUACAGACUAAUGCAGGAAGACGAGAUGAACAUCCUGGUGAAUCUCUCCAAAGACGACUGGAGGGAGCUGCGUACACUGGUGAUCGAAAUGGUCAUGAGCACAGAUAUGUCCUGUCAUUUCCAGCAGAUCAAGACUAUGAGAAACACACUCCAACAGCCAGAGGGAAUAGACAAGGCUAAAGCAUUGUCUCUGAUGCUUCACGCAGCUGAUAUCAGUCAUCCUGCUAAGGGCUGGAAGCUGCACUACCGCUGGACACAAGCACUUAUGGAGGAGUUCUUCAGACAGGGUGACAAGGAGGCAGAAUUAGGACUGCCGUUCUCUCCACUGUGUGACCGGAAAGCCACUAUGAUUGCCCAGUCUCAGAUAGGGUUCAUUGAUUUUAUCGUGGAGCCCACGUUCUCUGUUCUGGUCGACAGCACAGAGAAAAUCAUUAGUCCUCUCAUAGAGGAAGCUGUAAAAUCUGAGGGGGUCCGCAGGUCAAGUUUAACAGGUCGGGGCUCGGCCGCAGUGGUGGAGUCAGUGCAGAGACACAGCGGUCGUGGUUCAAAUGACGAGCAGGGAGGAUCUACAGAUUACUCACUGGGCAGUAUCGACCUGAAACGAGUGCAACACCUGCUUUCUGAAAUCAUUCAGAACAACAAGGAGCGCUGGAAAGAGCUGUCUGUUCAAGAGUUGGCCAAUAAGGAACACGAGAGAAUAUCAGAACAGGAAGUGGACCCCUUGAGGAGUGCACAAGUCACACUGUCACACAGCAGUCCAGCUAGAGGGAGUCUGGAGUCUGAAUCAAAGUCGCUGAAUGAACUGAACAAUACAGACUCGACUCACUCUUCCCAGGACUCUCUGGACCAGUGUUACCAGUCCCCCACUGAGGGACACGGCAACGGUUCAGCUGACGAGCACAGCUCAGACACUCUGCCUUGGAAUGGUAAAACUGCCUGACGUCACCACGUCAGUGUGAAAGUUGAAUGUUUUUAGUGCAGCUUUUGCUGUGUUUUUAAUCACAAACUCAAGGAUGAUGUACAUAGCAUUGUCCUCAUUGUAUUGUAAUGCUGUUAUACUCUUGGGCUUGGAGGGCUUACUGUGCAAACGGAUGUACAAAAUGUCCACGAAGCGACU